AUGGCGGAUUUCGAAGCCAUCAAGUCUCAUCUAUCAAACAAUAAACUAUCUUACUUUACCUUCUUUCCCAAGUCCCUAAAACCCAUAAAGGCUGUAAUCCAUCACCUCCCUCACAAUAACCCUGCGAAGGAUAUAUCUGAUGGACUGGUGGCCCUGAGAUUUGACGUGCACCCACCCGGCCCACCUGACAGCAAGAAGACAGUGGUCAACUUGAGUGGUGUGCCAUUGGAUGAAGCGGCCUUCUCGGCCCUGAGCAAAGGCCUCAACUUUGCUGUGGCUCCGAAGUCCGUUCCCGUCAAGGAUAUCCUGUGCGGGGUGGAGAAAGUGAUAGUGGCCCUGCCUGUAGAGACUGCGGAGGAGAUCCGACAGGAGACGGUCAGGAUUCUUAAGAACCCCCGCAAGCCAAAUGACAAUCUGACUGGUGCCGAGAGAAGAGCCCUUCGGUCCUUAAAAGCCAAUGAGGCGCUCACCGUCCUUCCGGCUGACAAGGGUAAUGCGGCAGUGGUACUGGAUACGUCCGACUACAACCGGAAGAUCGCCGCUGUCUUGGAGGAUAAGGCUUACAGGAAGUUGAAGAAGGAUCCUACUGAUGCCAUAGAGCGGAAGACUGUCCUUCUUCUGAAAAAGUCCCCGUUUGCUGAGGAGGUCUGCCAACAGCUACGACCUCAAGGGUCCAGGCCACCUAGACUCUACGGGUUGCCGAAAAUCCACAAGCUUGACGUUCCACUAAGGCCCAUUGUGAGCACCAUUGGCUCUCCCACCUAUCGCCUGGCCAAACACUUGGCUGGCCUACUGAGGACAUACACUGGCAACGGUCCACGCCACGUGAGGAACUCCAUGGAAUUUGUCCACACAUUGGACUCUCUCCAUGUUGAUCCCCACGACAUAAUGGUCAGUUUCGAUGUAGUGUCACUCUUCACCAGGGUGCCUAUAAAAGAUACGAUGGAUCUGCUAGGACGACAUUUCGAAGAAAACAUCUUGAGACUCUUCCGCCAUGUCCUGACCACCUCAUACUUCACCUUCAACGGCCAGUUCUAUGAACAAACCGAUGGCGUGGCGAUGGGCUCGCCACUCUCUCCGGUCAUCUCUAACCUCUAUAUGGAGGACUUCGAGGAGAGGGCACUUGACUUGGCCCCACACAAGCCCCGCUGCUGGUUUCGCUACGUGGACGACACCUUCGUCAUCUGGUCACACGGUCCCGACAAGCUCCAGGACUUCCUGAACCACAUAAAUAAAAAACUGACAUCUGCUGUGGAAGAAAGCACAAUUCUGGCCAAGCACAAUGAAGCUUUAGGAUAUAAACUUGAUAUAGAAUGGGCAAACAUGCACAUCUUUGAUAACAAUGGAAAUGUGUCUUCCUUUAUUUCUGGAUCACAUAGGUGUCAGUUCUUGUAUCUCUUUGCAUCAGUUAUAAAUCGCAGGAUGACUUUGAAUGAUGAAUUAGAAAUGGCAAGGAAGGAAGCAGCAGACUCUUUUAAGAUACUCUUCUGCCAUUUGCCUGGAGUGACUGAGUGA
Molecule: messenger RNA, 1515 nt
Organism: Cryptotermes secundus
Lineage: Eukaryota; Metazoa; Arthropoda; Insecta; Blattodea; Kalotermitidae
Exons: 4
Coding region: 1-1515 (504 amino acids)
Source: RefSeq, a predicted model, not a curated record